GUUGGACGGUUGGUCCAUUCUCAUUUGUCAGCAAAUCACUGAAAAAGAAAGGAAAGGGAAAAACAACUGUACCAAAAAACCAACCAAAUAAACGGACGGCAAGAGCCCACCUACAUUUUCUCCAAUCAAACCUAAAUUCCUCUUCCCUUUUUAAUACUUUCUCUCUUCUUCUUUCUUUUGAUAAUAAAUAAAAACCCAAACCCAGUAGUAUAAACUCCCGUUUUUUCUGCCGUGAUCGUUGCCUUUCUCCGGCAUCUUCAUCAUGCCUGAGAUCGAGGAAGUUUCGGCCCCGGCCGCGCCUGCUCCGGCGCUGUCCGGCUUCAUUGCCGAAAGUCCCUUAUUCGGCAAAUAUGAACUCGGCAGGCUUCUGGGCUGCGGCGCCUUCGCCAAAGUUUAUCACGCGCGUGAUGUCCGCAACGGCCAGAGCGUGGCGAUUAAGGUUAUCAACAAGAAGAAAAUUUCCAGCGCGUCUUUGAUGUCCAACAUUAAGAGGGAGAUCUCAAUUAUGCGGCGGCUCCGGCACCCCAACAUCGUCCGGCUUUACGAGGUUCUGGCCACCAAAUCCAAGAUUUAUUUCGUUCUGGAAUUCGUCAAGGGCGGAGAAUUAUUCGGUAAGGUUGCCAAGGGGCGGUUCACGGAGAAUCUCAGCCGGAAAUAUUUCCAGCAGCUCAUUUCUGCGGUGGGCUAUUGCCAUAUGUACGGCGUUUUCCACCGGGAUUUGAAGCCGGAAAAUCUAUUGCUCGACGAGAACGGCGAUCUGAAGGUUUCCGAUUUCGGGCUCAGCGCCGUGACCGACCAGGUUAGAGAAGAUGGAUUCUUACACACACUCUGUGGAACUCCGGCUUAUGUGGCCCCUGAAAUUUUGUCCAAAAAGGGGUACGACGGAGCCAAGGUUGAUGUCUGGUCUUGUGGGGUGAUUUUGUUCGUUCUUACCGCCGGUUAUUUACCGUUCAACGAUCCCAAUUUGAUGACCAUGUACAGAAAGAUUUACAAAGGCGAGUACAGGUGUCCCAAAUGGAUGUCCUCUGACCUCAAGCGGUUUUUAUCUCGUCUUCUGGACACAAAUCCGGCCACCAGGAUUACAAUUGAUGAAAUUAAGCGUGAUCCCUGGUUCAAGAAAGGUUUCAAGGAGAAGAAAUUCUACGAGGAAGAUUUCGCGGAUUGUUAUUACGACAAGGUUUCUAAAGAUGAUCAAAUGGUUGAUGGGUCGUCCAGUUUGAAUGCGUUUGAUCUGAUUUCUUUUUCAUCCGGGUUGGAUCUGUCUGCUCUGUUCGACGAAGCAUCUUCCCCGAAGGAAGAUUCGGUGAGAUUGGCUUUGAAGGAGUCGCCGGAAGUUAUAAUUGACAGGGUAUCGGAGGUGGCUAAAGAGGUGGAGAAUGCAAGGCUGAAGAAGACUAAAGACUGGGGAGUGGAAAUUCAAGGCCUUCGAGAUGGCGGUAAAUUCGUAAUCGGGUUGGACGUUCACCGUUUGACCGAGGACUUGAUGGUUGUCGACGUUAAACGGCGUGCCGGAACCACCGGAUUGUUCCUUGAAUUAUUCGAGAAGAAACUCCGGCCGGCAAUCCUCGGGGAACAACGACAGGAAUCCCAACAGGCGUAAGGAGUGGAAGAUGACCUCAGAUGACCUCACUUCACCUGGGUGAACCAUGAUUAAUCAUGAUGAUCACCAAAUUAUAAACUAAAAAAAGAAAAUUUAAAUUAUUGCCAUAAUUUUAGAGUCCGUGUUUGUCUGUUACAUUGUGCUACUUUUGCAAAGGGGAAAAAGGAAAAAUUUAGUACCAGUAGUUUUUAACUUUAAAUUACCUUCUCUGGAAAGAAAAAAUUUUUACCCAACUUGAUGAUGAGGCGUCUGGGUUUUUCCUUUCUUACCUUGGCUGUCACUUCUGUUUAACCUUUUAAGUAGAAGGUUUGAAACAUAGGGGGGUAAAUAUGUUUAAUUACUCAGCAGCUCUCUGCAAAUUGAUGCAUUGCUGACUUUCUUCUGUACAUAAGUUAUGCUAAGUUUAUGUACUCACUCAUUGAUGAAUAAACAAAUGUUGAUGUAAUCAGCAAUUAUUGAUAUUGAUUCUCAUGUUUGUGAUGUGUUAUUAUUCCUUUAUUCUUAAACUAGAAGAAAUACUAUUAUAUUUAAUAUAAAGCAUUUUGACUUAUCUUAGGUUUCACCUAAUACACAUUUUUUAUUGAUAAAGAAUUUUUAAUACACAUUUUUAAUUGAUAAAAAAACCUUAAAAAUAUGUUCUCUUGAUUGUUAUGAAAUAUUUUUAAAGUUUUUUCG
This is a messenger RNA of Oldenlandia corymbosa var. corymbosa, 2275 nucleotides long. The record is from the annotation of a GenBank genome assembly. Lineage: Eukaryota; Viridiplantae; Streptophyta; Magnoliopsida; Gentianales; Rubiaceae.